Anopheles arabiensis is the source of this 4030-nucleotide messenger RNA. It is a transcript of the gene fzr, whose product is annotated as fizzy-related protein homolog. Gene Ontology annotation, biological process: positive regulation of ubiquitin protein ligase activity; positive regulation of anaphase-promoting complex-dependent catabolic process; anaphase-promoting complex-dependent catabolic process. The record is from RefSeq and is a predicted model, not a curated record. NCBI's taxonomy places the organism in Eukaryota, Metazoa, Arthropoda, Insecta, Diptera, Culicidae. Gene Ontology annotation, cellular component: anaphase-promoting complex. The transcript has 6 exons. Gene Ontology annotation, molecular function: protein binding; anaphase-promoting complex binding; ubiquitin ligase activator activity. The coding region runs from base 882 to 2372 and encodes 496 amino acids.
GCUCUCCGAAGCCCGACCAAGUCCCGUGAAGGUGGAGCGCUUUUUCACGAUUUUCCGUGAGAAAAAUCGAGAAAACAGGCGUAAAACCGUGUUCGGUGCGUUUUGUUUCUGUUCUAGCGGGGUGGCGCGUUAUGCAUUUCGCAUAAAAUACGCGUGAAAUCGUGCGAAAGUGGCCCGAGUGAUGCCGUAUUUGCGCCUGCACAUCACACAGGCAAACGACGCAAGUGGGGUGAAGAAGCAGGCAGGCAGGCAGGUAGGCGAGCAGGCAGGCCAGUCGUGUUGGUGUUGAAAAAGUGAAAAAUUCGAUGGGAAAAGUUUAUUUUUGGCUGUAAUAUGUCAGAACUCCUCUGAUCGUGCGUGUCGUGUGAAAAGUGACUAAAUGUGAUUGUGCUUUAAACAAAAAAAAAAAAAAAAAGUGGCAGUAUAAAAAAGGCCCAAAACGUGCAAGAAGAUUAUCCUCCACGAGUUCUUGUAGCAAUCGAGAACCUACUCACGUGAAAUCAUCUGCUCAGACGACGACGCGUGUCUCUCGCACCCCGUGUAAGGUGGUGUGGUGAAAGCAGAUCACAGAUACACGCACGCCCGGUGUGUCGUUUGUUGAUUCAGUUUGUCGCAGUCGUCAUCAUCACCGGUAGAACCCUAGACCGGAGCAACAGGCAUCAAGCAGACGGCCACACAGCGCUACUGCUGCUGCCGGUACAGUAAAAUCACGCGUAGGUGAAAAGUUGCGACUUUCCGCCGGUUUGCAAAUUCGGAGUGUGCUGCAUUCGACCAUCGCGUGUGUGUGUGUGUGUGCGUGUGUGUAGGAGGUGGUGGGUUUACUAAAUUGGCAAGCGACAGCGAUUUCCUCCCCGAGUCGUGCCCGGCACAGCGUCGUCACCAUGUUCAGCCCCGAGUACGAGAAGCGGUACAUGCAGCUCCGCAGUCCCGCGGCCCGCAGUCUAUUCUCGGCAAGCGAAUCUUCCUCGGCGCACGAUCGCUUCAUUCCCUGCCGUGCCAACAACAACUGGACGACAAACUUUGCCACGAUCAGCACAAAGUCGAACGAGAAUUCGCCCCAAUCGACGAAGAAGCAGCGCGACUGUGGCGAGAAUGCACGGGACAGCCUGGCCUACAGCUGUCUGCUGAAGAACGAGCUGCUCGGCACGGGCAUCGAUGACGUGAAGUUGGUGGCAGACGACAAGAAUGGUAGCGGCGGCGGCGGUAGCGGAGGUGGCGGCGGUGGAGGCGGUGGCGGAGCUGGUGGCGGUGGGCUGCAUGCAAACAGCCAGCGGACCGGCCUGUUCAAAUAUCAGUCACCGACGAAACAGGACUACAACGAACAAUGCCCGUACUCGCUGUCGCCCGUCAGCAUCAAAAGCCAGAAGCUGCUCCGUUCGCCCCGGAAGGCGACGCGCAAAAUCUCCAAAAUCCCGUUCAAAGUGCUGGACGCGCCCGAACUGCAGGACGACUUCUAUCUCAACCUCGUCGACUGGUCCGCCCAGAAUGUGCUGGCCGUUGGGCUGGGCAGCUGCGUUUACCUCUGGAGUGCAUGCACCAGCCAGGUGACGCGACUGUGCGAUCUCAGCUCCGAUUCCAACACGAUCACGUCCGUCUCGUGGAGCGAACGGGGCCAUCAGCUAGCGGUAGGAACGCAGCACGGAUACGUCACCGUUUGGGAUGUAGCCGCUAGCAAACAGGUGAACAAACUGCAAGGCCACUCGGCACGCGUCGGAGCCCUCGCCUGGAACGGGGACGUCCUAUCGAGCGGGUCUCGGGACCGUCUGAUCAUGCAGCGGGACACGCGCACCCCGUCGCAGGUCCCCGAGCGAAGGCUGGCCGGCCACCGGCAGGAGGUGUGCGGGUUGAAAUGGUCCCCGGACAACCAGUACCUGGCGAGCGGGGGCAACGACAACCGGCUGUACGUGUGGAACCAGCACUCCUCCACGCCGGUCCACUCGUACUCGGAGCAUAUGGCGGCGGUGAAAGCGAUCGCCUGGUCGCCGCACCAUCACGGCCUGCUAGCGAGCGGUGGCGGUACGGCCGACCGGUGCAUACGCUUCUGGAACACGCUCACCGGCCAGCCGAUGCAGUGCGUCGACACCGGUUCGCAGGUGUGCAAUCUGGCCUGGUCCAAGCACUCGUCCGAGCUCGUGUCCACGCACGGCUACUCCCAGAACCAGAUACUUGUGUGGAAGUACCCGUCACUGACGCAGGUGGCCAAGCUGACGGGCCACUCGUACCGCGUCCUCUACCUCGCCCUCAGCCCCGACGGUGAAGCGAUCGUGACGGGGGCAGGGGACGAAACGCUGCGCUUCUGGAACGUCUUCAGCAAGGCACGGUCGCAGAAGGAAAACAAGAGCGUGCUGAAUCUGUUCACCAACAUUCGGUAAAACCCUUCGCGACCUGGAGCUCGCGCAAAGCCCGCUGCAAAAAAAAAACGGACGUGGACGGGGAUAUCUGUACAUAGUGUCUAGCAUCGAAGCGUAUCGAUUUUAAGCGAAUGCGUGUGUGGUUUAUGCUUUUUGCUAUAGGAAUAUUUUAUAUUCUAUAUAUAUUUUCUUUCCUGUUUUUUUUGCACUACUACCCACAAAUCUUUCGUAGUUUUUCUUGUUUUAAGCUAGUUUUCCCCCGCUUUUUUCCAAUGCAAUGGGAAAACUGGGAGAAUCACAGCAUUAUGCAGUAGCAACGAAACUCGAAAUAGACGCCUAUUAGCGAAACAAAACAUAAUUAAGGCUUCUUUUUUGUUUUGCUACGCUUUUCUUUUUUUAGUUAUUGUAAAAUACUUUUGUUAUACUUUUUUUUUGCUUUCUUAGUGAUUAAUGCAAUGAAUUCGCCACAAUCCCUUUCUGUUCGUUCGGAGAAGCAUCACACCUCGUUACCCAAAACGCGGGUGUUGCUGUUCGAUGGAAAAGAGGGUUAUAUAGUUUAUGAUGCAUCAUUUCUUGUAUAAUGCAGCACAGUCGCAUCGACUUUGUUUGUUUUUUUUUUCUUUUCUUUUUUUUUGGGAUUGAAUAGUGUUUAAGAAGUUUUUCCAGCGCAUUGAGUGUUUUGCCUUUGCGCGUUUUUUUGCAGUGUAAUUAGCUUUAGUUUAGGGUUAGGUUUAGAUAGGCCCUACACUUCUUUGUCUGUUUAAGUCAAAAUUCUCACGUUAUGGUACAGUAUGUAUGCGUGCUGAAAAAGCAUGCGCGCACGCGACUGUGUUCAAAUUGCAUAGGAAUAAAUGAUUAAGGCGCAUAAUCAAUCAUUCACCACUUUGCUACGGCUUCCCCCCCCCCCCCUUCCUUUGGUUUGGUGAGCCAAUGCGAACUUGCUUCCUUGGCAGACGAAGGGGGUGGAAGGGAGCGUACUGUAUCUUUCAAGACAAGAAUGAAACCCUUCGCGGGUUUGUAAGGAGCGUUUGCGGCAUUUAAUUGCAAAAGUUUUGCAUUGUACGCGUUUAAAACUCAUAAUCCUUAACGCUGGUCAAACAUGGGAAAACUGAUUGGAAAAUUCAAACCCCUCCCUCCCGUAGAGGAUGUAUUUAUUUAUAUUUGCAAAUUAGUUUGUAGUCAUCGGUAGUGAAGUAAGUGAGCUGAUUUUGCGAGUGUGAUUGAAAUUCUAUAAACUGUGUUUGUUUCCAAAUAAGUUCAGGAGGAUACCGAAGCUAUACGUGUAUCGAUUGCCUCUCCGCUUGAAAGGGAACACCUGUGCAGAGGUUUUACUGUCAAAAAAUGCAAUCUAGAGUUCCUUCCCAAUUGGAGAACACCUCAUGUAAUCGAAGGGGCAACAGCACACCAAACAUGCACUGUGUUGCUGUGUGUUUGCUAGUUUAGCCAGUAGUAGGGUUGCCGUCUCUCGAACACAACAACCCCAUAUAAUCGUGUGUAAGUGCUACUAAUACAUGUAAGGAAGAAAAAUGUGUCUUCACUCUACUGCCUGCCUCUGUACCAUUGAGGUGUAAUGAUACUACUGAAAAAGCGGCCGAUUAAAAUUAAGCUCACAAAAGCUCACGGGAGAAAAAAGUUGUAAGAAAGUGUAAAAAUAAAUUUAAAACAUAUUGCAAAGAAAA